AAUAAUAACAAUAAUAAUAAUAAUAAGAAAAAUCUGAAUAAUAAGAAGAACGUCGUCGUCGUCGUCGUCAUCGUCAGCAGCUUCCUCCUCUUUGCCGUUGUCUUCGUUGUUUUCCCUUCUGCCGUUUCCGUCACAGUCGCCGCCACCAGCACCACCGCUGCCGUCACCACCGCCGCCGCCGCUGCCGUUGCCGUCAUCAGUGUCGUCACCGCUGCUGCCGACUCUGUAUUUGUCCCCCUCACUCCCGCCACUGCCAAUACUGCCGUUUAUACCAAGAGGACCUCUACGACGACGACGACGAUACCGUGAAAGAAACCAUCACCAUCACCACCAACUACCACCAUCAACACCAACAACAAGAUUAUAUCUUUCUCUCUUCACUGCCGGACUCUUUUAUGGCUGGGGAUCACUCGAUUACAUUCCGAACUGUGUGACUCGAACUACUUAUAAUAAUACGGUCAAAUAGUGUAAUCCGUGUUAUAGUAACGAAGAUCUAUCGAAGAGUUUGAACGAAAGGGACAACAAGCAAAGUUUUAUUGUUCAUUAAUUUCCUGUUACAUCGGAGAACACCGUGGAAUAAAUAAAUAAACAAACAAACAAACAAACGAGAGCCACUGGUCGCGUGCACAACAACAACAACAACAACUUGCAUUUCUUCUGAAUCUUUUUAUUCGAAUUUUAAAAAAAGAGAGAAAAUAAAAGGAAAAUAAAGAAAGAAAUAAAAGAAAAAAUAAGAAAGAAAGAAUAAACAAAAAGUACGUUCCAUUCGCGAAUAAGGGGAACCAAAAAAAAAUUAUAUAUAAAAAAUAGAAGACUAAUUUAAACGGAAUAAGAAUAAGGAAUAGAGAAAAGUGUUAAUUAAUUGUUGAUAAAUAUUCAUUUGAAGAAAGAAAAGUUGUUGGCGCCUAGUCUAAUCGCCUGGCACGAUGGCUUGCGAAUUUUCUAAGCCCAAACGAUGGCCGAUCCACGCGGCUUCAAGCCAAUAAAUCAGUUGUGGCAGAGCGUGGCAGUACCAACGGAUCCGGAUUCGGAAUACUUGUACGAGGAGAUUUCGGGCCUUUCGGGGUCCCAGGAUAUCGAGACAGGGCCGGUGGGGGCCGCUGUCGUUGGGGAGGAGGAAGAGGAAGAGGAAGAGGAGGAGGAGGAAGAAGAGGAAGAGGAAGAAGAAGAGGAAGAAGAAGAGGACGAAGAAGAAGAAGAAGAAGAGGAGGAGGAGGAAGAGGGGAGGAGGAGGAGGAGGAGGCAAGAAGAAAUAAUAAAUAUCAGUAGAACUAACAGAGGUUGGUGGAGAUAUCACGAUACAAAAGAAAAUAUUUGUUGUACAAGUAUCCUUACCCCUCCUACCACUACAACUACAACCACCACCAUAACCACCAUAGGCGACUCGAGGUCUCGUAGUAGAUCGGCCGACAGGCCAUCGUCAUCAAACGAAAGGAAAAUUAUCAAUAGCAGGGUGGAGGAGGUGCAGAAUGCCGUGCGCAGGAGUUACGUGGAGUCCGGUACAGGAGGACCGGUACAACCACCUCCUGCAACCGGUCUCAAGCUGACCUCGAGAAGCCGUACCAAUAGCAACACCGUUGCUCAUUAUAUACGUUCGGCCAGUACCAAUACCGGCCAACAUUAUCACCACCAUCAUCACGGAUUGCACAGCCAAUAUCCGGCCGGAACUGGGACCACCACCAAUACCAGGCCGAUCAACGUCAGCAGGCAUCAUCAUCAACAUAGAUCAAGAUUUGUCAGUAAUGAGACGCAGGAAGAGAUACAGGAGGACGAUGAAGCUACUCUACGGGAGUUGCUUGUAAGUCUGCAGAAACAGGUCAGCGUUAUGAGUAUGAACCUGAGUGCCAAGUUGGACGAGCUGCAGCGGGGUGACCGCCAGCUGGAGACUACUGUUGCCCUAUGUGAGAUACGUACUCAACUUCAGGAACUCACCAAAAGUGUUGAGUCUUGCCAGAGCGAAGUCAGCGAAGUUAAAAGGGAUAUGGUUGCGAUUAAGCACGAGCUAGACACCGUGCAGCAAGUAAAGGAGGAGAUAGAAGAAUUACGAGAAUAUGUAGAUCGCCUGGAAGAACAUUCACAUCGACGAAAACUCAGACUGUUGGAACAGGGAUUAACAUUUUUCUUAUCGUAUGCAAUAUUGGCGGCUGUUUUGGGCAUGUUGCAAUUUGGAUAUAAUACAGGAGUGAUUAACGCACCCGAAGUGAAUAUAGAAAAUUUUAUGAAAGAUGUAUACAAAAAUAGAUACGGCGAGGAUAUCACCGAUGACUCUGUUAAGAAACUUUAUUCCGUAGCGGUGAGCAUAUUUGCUAUUGGAGGUAUGCUAGGUGGUUUUAGUGGAGGAAUAAUUGCCAACAGAUUUGGCAGAAAGGGGGGCUUACUGCUAAACAACGUGCUGGGCAUCGUGGGGGCAUGCCUGAUGGGUUGUACAAAGAUUGCUCACUCAUACGAAAUGUUGUUCUUUGGACGGUUCAUCAUCGGUGUCAAUUGUGGCUUAAAUACCUCAUUGGUUCCCAUGUACAUAUCGGAGAUAGCACCACUGAACCUAAGAGGUGGCCUAGGCACGGUGAACCAGCUCGCUGUUACGGUGGGCCUCCUGGUCUCCCAGGUGCUGGGCAUCGAGCAAAUCCUUGGGACAAACGAGGGUUGGCCUGUUCUCUUAGGAUUAGCUAUCUGUCCUGCCAUAUUACAACUAUUAUUGCUUCCAAUAUGUCCCGAAUCUCCAAGAUAUUUACUCAUUACUAAACAAUGGGAAGAAGAAGCGAGAAAAGCAUUGAGAAGAUUAAGAGCUAGUAAUCAAGUAGAGGAAGAUAUUGAAGAAAUGAGAGCAGAGGAAAGAGCUCAACAAGCAGAAUCUACGAUAUCUAUGACAGAACUUAUAUGUAGUCCAACAUUAAGAGCACCUCUUGUAAUUGGUGUGGUUAUGCAACUUUCACAACAGUUGUCCGGUAUUAAUGCCGUGUUUUAUUAUUCUACGAGUUUGUUCACCAGUUCGGGUUUGACAGAGGAAAGUGCUAAAUUUGCAACCAUAGGCAUAGGAGCCAUUAUGGUUGGUAUGACGUUAGUCUCGAUCCCACUUAUGGAUAGGACAGGAAGACGUACUUUACAUUUGUACGGUCUUGGUGGCAUGUUUAUCUUUUCAAUAUUCAUCACAAUUUCGUUUUUAAUAAAGGAAAUGAUCGACUGGAUGUCCUAUCUGUCAGUUGUGUCUACGCUUAGCUUCGUGGUAUUCUUUGCUGUUGGACCUGGAUCCAUUCCUUGGAUGAUUACAGCAGAGUUGUUUUCGCAAGGCCCUAGACCUGCUGCUAUGUCCAUUGCAGUUCUUGUCAAUUGGAUGGCUAAUUUUUUGGUUGGCAUUGGUUUUCCAAGCAUGAAGCAUGCUAAACUGUGUGAAUGCAUUAGAGGGACACAUACCGCCAGCAGAGAGUGCAGCCCUGAUGGUGGCCGAAGAGAAGCCACAUCCAGAUUCAUUUGUGUUUGCAGCUGGAUCCGAGCGAUCUUCCGUCGCUCCCGCUCAACCGGAGAGGCCACCGCCCCCGCUUCCCCCGCCACGCUUUCCGAGCAGCGGUGUCUGACAAUGGGGAACAACUCCUCUUAAUAUUGGUAAUCUGGUGAUAAUGAACAAUCCUAUUCCAUUACCGUUGCUAUUAACUACGAACAAUUACAACCUGGAGAGUCAACUUUACGAGAUGAUAACGGAAAGUAGCAAAGCUUGUGCUGUCUAUUUGAGGAACAGUUUGUUGUUUCGUGCUUUCAAUGCUAACAAUCUCGGAUGGAAUUACGUACGCGGUUAAAGGAUUAUUAUAAAUUAUUAUACGAGACGCGAAAUCUCCUUAACGAGAGGGGGAAAAAAAGAAAAAGAAAAAAAAAAGAAAGAAAGAAAGAAAGAAAUGAAUUUUAAAUGAUAACCGAGAAGAUGGACGACGAUUAUGUAAUGACAAAAAAAAAUCAUUUUUCUUUUCUUUUCUUUCUUUUUCUUUUUUUUUUUUCUCGUAAAUUAUCCGCGAAUCGAAAGGUACCAGCCCCAACCAUCCACCACCACCCACCAUCAACAUCAACAUCAACAUCGUCACCACCAAUGACAGCAAUGCGUGGGAAUCAUCGAAGAAAAUGAAUUAAAAAACGAGAAUUCAGUUUCCGCGAAAUAAGUGAUUUGUGCCUAAGACGCGUUAUAUGUUUGAGAAGGGUAAAGGGAGGUGGAGGAAGAAGGAGAAAAAAUAUUCGAUAUAAAUCCGCGAUAACAAGAAGAAGGAAACAUAAAAAAAAAAAAAAAAGUUAAUAUACUUCUUUAUUAAUAUUUACGCGCGAGAGGAGAACUCUGUCUUUCCCUAUCCCUCUCCACCCCCUAUUCAUC
Polistes canadensis is the source of this 4351-nucleotide messenger RNA. RefSeq names its product glucose transporter type 1 (gene Glut1). Gene Ontology annotation, biological process: monosaccharide transmembrane transport. Gene Ontology annotation, cellular component: membrane. Gene Ontology annotation, molecular function: hexose transmembrane transporter activity. Lineage: Eukaryota; Metazoa; Arthropoda; Insecta; Hymenoptera; Vespidae. The record is from RefSeq and is a predicted model, not a curated record.